Messenger RNA from Cannabis sativa, 1027 nucleotides. RefSeq lists its product as uncharacterized. The record is from RefSeq and is a predicted model, not a curated record. NCBI's taxonomy places the organism in Eukaryota, Viridiplantae, Streptophyta, Magnoliopsida, Rosales, Cannabaceae. The coding region runs from base 205 to 873 and encodes 222 amino acids. The transcript has a single exon.
CCACUCAAUCUUAUACUUAGUUCACUUCACAACCAAUAUGACAAUAUAGUAUUAUUUUCAACAAUAAGAUCCAAAUAUUCUCUUGGAUUAUGCUCUUCUAUAGAUAAUUGGCUACGUAUAACAUAUCUAUAUAAAUACUAGCUAGUGUUGAGAUUUGAAAGAAAGAAAGAAAGAAAGAAAAAACACACACGAGUAUAGUAGAGCAUGGUUUCUCCUAAUUCUCAUAUGAGCCUCGAACUGAAAAUCAUAGAAGCAAUAAACGUAGAACCCAAGUCCAAAGGUAACAUAUUUGUGAGGUACUAUGUUAAUGGAGGAGAAAAAGACAAGAGAAAAGUUGGGCUCAAAACCAAAGAAAUUUCCAUCAAUGGCAACCACGUUUGGAACGAGUCUUUCUCCUUGGAGUGUUCUUUCACUACAGCUGGCCAUACUCGUACGGACAUGAUCACAAAACUAAAGCAAUUAGAGAGUUUUGUUUUCGAGCUAAGGUGGAGAAAAAAAAGAUCAACAUUAUUUAGAAGUAGUUUUUGGGGUUCGAAACUUUUGGGUAGGGCUGAGAUUUUGUGGAAGGAAGUUAUUGAUGAGUCUCCAAACAUGGUCUUAGAGAAGUGGGUGAAUAUAGGCCGUACUAGUGGUAGAUACAUUAGUGGUGCAGUACCAUCAUUAGCUAAACUGAAGGUGGAGAUUAGGGUUAGGGUUUCGACAGAGGAUCAUAAUGAAGAGGAAGUAAUAGUGGAGAAAAGUAGUAGGGCUAAAAUGGGAAUGAAGAAAAAGAAAUGGGACGAUUGUGGGUGUAAAUCUGGUCACUAUCGUUGUUCUUGUACUUGUGAAGAUUAUCAUGUCUUUGCACUUGCCACAACUUUUGAGGCAUUUUAAUGAGAGCCUUAUCAUAAACUACACACAUAUAUGCAAAAGGAUUUCAAAACAUUAAAUUAUUACAAGAACUCUAUAUUUAUGUUAGUGUAUGGUGGCCAACAGAUUGUAUUAUAUAUAAGUUAUUUUAUAAUUAUAAGAGAAUUUAUUAGUAGUA